AUUCAGCCGCUUUUCCCCUUCAUCAACUCUGCUCUCGGGUUUGGACCAAUGUCACAGGUGCAUAUCCCGAAGAUGAAAGUUAUGCUUAGACGCGCGAGGUCGAUCUUGGUCGCUGUCAUCCCAUGCUCGUUGCCCUUGUAUUACUCGACCACUUGCUCCUGGUGUUUCGCCACCCCUUGCGACCCUUCAGCCCACGAUCCUCAAUUUCAGCCUGUCCAACUCUGUCGCGCUUCCCGCACAUCCCGCACGGCCCCCCACACACUCAGACGUGCCUCCAUUGAUGCACCCGCGCUCGACGUUCGGAAAUAGCGGGACGCACGCGGUGGACGCGCCCGCUCACCCCGUGACCUCGCCCUAUAAAGCCUCCCUUCGGGCGCGUCCUAAUUUUGCGUUCUUUCCCCACCACCUCUCUAUCAACGAACACCUUCGACCUCGUAUACGAUGCUCUUCACGACCCUGAUCCCCCUGUCCCUCGCCGCGCUCGCCGCCGCUACCGGCGGGCCCGCCAUCGAGAAGCCUGCCGCGAACAGCGUGAUCCAGCCGGGCGAGGAGUUCGACUUCCACUAUUACAGCAUGGCGGACUACCUGCGCACAGGGUACAACACCAGCAUCUUCCUCUUCACGAGCGAGAUAGGCGCGCUGGCCAGCGGCGGACAGAACGAGUCGGUGACGACGGGACACUUCUUUGGCAGGUGGUCGACGGGGUCUGUGCCGAACAACAACCACCCAGUUGAGGCACUCCCUGAGAAGCUCACCAUGCCCGACUUCUCGGUGAACCCGGGGGGAUUCGGCAUAGGGAAGACCGCAUCUGACGCGCCCAUGUUCCUCGCUGUCUUUGAGGAGUGGGCAGAGCAAUCGGGAUCUGUCGGCCACAAGAUCGCCUACGUAUCGACUCCCAUUAUUUACAAUGGCACCAAGUCAAGCUAAUCGCAUCUUACCGUUGGAAUAUGGAGCCUACUGGCGUUAAUCGUUCAUGAAAAACAGCGCUAGCCAACCAGGACAUGUUUUGUGUCGUACAUUAUUUUGACUUAUAUCUUGCUGAUUGUGAACGACUGCCGUUGCCGUUGUGCUCGUAAUGACCUCUCUAUUCUUGAUGCACUGCAUCUUACAGACUCUGCAAUGAUGAAGCCAGUCAGCAGCCAGUGCCUCAGCC
Molecule: messenger RNA, 1153 nt
Organism: Schizophyllum commune H4-8
Lineage: Eukaryota; Fungi; Basidiomycota; Agaricomycetes; Agaricales; Schizophyllaceae
Exons: 3
Coding region: 442-927 (161 amino acids)
Source: RefSeq, a predicted model, not a curated record